AUGGGCUCAGGCACAACGUCUGCCCUUUUCAUUCUAGCGAUUUUGCUUGUUUUGCUUCCCUCACAAGUGCAUGCCUUUGGGGCUGGGAACAUCGCUUCGAUAUCUGUAGUCGAGGGCAGAAAUUGGCGCCAUGGAGAUAUCGAAGACACCGUGAAGGCCCUCGCCUUCAUCAAGGGACAUAAAUGGACUGGCAUCAUGAUUAAGCGUCUAUAUUUUGGGAAUUGCAAUCCAAAGGGCUACGCGGAUAAUAAAGAUGCUAGACAGUAUGAUCCGCGGCUUCGGGGCCCAAUUCGACCUAUUGAGCUUGAGAUUGACCCGCAAACCGGCAUGAAGAACUACAUUGCCAACGAACGUGGCGAUUGGGCAACCAGUGCUGGAUUCGUGAAGUAUAGCAUUGCGCGAAGUAUACACUUUGGAAGGCUCUACCUUGGUGGUGGGAGUCAUGAAAAAGGUCACGAAGAACAUUUGAGUGAGGCUCUGAGGUGUCUUGGCCAAGCUUGCCAUACUUUGGAAGACUUUUCGGCGCACAGUAAUUACUGCGAAUUGGUAUUGCGCGAAAUGGGCUAUCAUAAUGUUUUCCCUCACGUCGGGGUUGGAACCCAAAUGAACAUCCAAGGAAAAUACGUCUUCCCCAUCGUCACUGGCACGUUUGGCAUGACAGAUUUUUUUCACAGUUUGCUCGGUGAAGCCUCAGAUAACCUCACUCAGAGUGAAAUAAAUGAAAUGGACAAUACACUUGGUAGUGCGCAGGCAGGCUCGGGCUCCUCUGGAGCCUUGAGUGCGCUCACUGGCGUGCUCUCUAAAGUUCCCGGAAUGAAAGGCUUCAUUGCAGAAGCCGAAGCUUUGAAACGUAAAUCAGAGGCUCAGGCCCAAGCAAACCAACAGCGUGGCUUUGGUGAUUAUGGGGCAUCAAGGAGUCAUUCUGAUCCCCAUGGAAAUCAAGGUUUAAACCAGCCGAUCCCGUAUGGCCAGUCACGGGCGUCCGUACCCACGGAUAUCAACCCUCAGGAAACUAUUUCUCAAAUCUAUCCCAUUUUGGAAUUUAGAGAUAGGGUGGUCAGAAACAUAUCCUCCGCAUUAGAGAAAAUUCCUGGCCUUGCUUCGUUAAUGGAGAAAAUCAGUGAAACACUCUCUAUAUUUAUCUUUUCUCUCUUGGCUCCAUUUAUUCGGCCCGUGAUAAAAGUAGCAUCGUCAAAUCUACAGCUUGGCUCAUCCGAAUUGACAGCCUCAGAAGCUCGCGUUCAGUUCGAACCCUGGACAAACCCGGCCUGCACAGAUCCCACCCACUCAUUCCUCUCCAAGGAUCACUUUAGCAAUAUCCUUAACGAUCCGGCUGGACGAGUAGCUGCAGCUGUGGUGAAAUUCGUCGUCCCUCGUGUUUUAUAUGCAUUCCAACAUGUUGAUGUCCCGGUAGAUCUAGUGUUGAACGACUGUGUUCUCGUUUUCCACCAUCCAGCGUUUCGACGAUCGGACAACGAAGUACACCGGGAGAUGUUUGCGGAAGUCGAACGCUGGGCUCAUGAAAAGUCGCGUAAAGGGGUCAAUUUCAAUGACAUCCUUAGUGCGGAAGGUGUCAAAGCGGGGAAGAAUCAUAUUGGAGGCGAUCCUCACGCUCAUGCUCACGGCAAUAGUAACACACAUGCCUCGCCUAGUCAACACCAGACCCAUGGGCAUACCUUACCAAGCCAACAUCAACCGUAUGGACAUGCUCCUGCUCACGGCCACGAUAGCCAAUCUCAUGGCUACUGGAGCCAUAACCAAUCCCAGGCCCAAUCACAAAGCCAUUCUCACAGCGGCUUCCCAAACAUCCCCAACCUUUCGAAUCUUCCCAACAUCCCCGGGCUGCCUCAUUUCGGACCUUCCGGGGGCUCAACCCACCCAACGUCAUCAUCUGCUUCCUCCUCAAUUCCAUGGGAUCAACUCUCCAACCUCCCCAUUCCAGGAAUGUCCAAUCUCAACAAAUUGAACAAACUGACAGGUUUCCUGGGCGGCGGCGGUUCGAAACGUGAGCUGCCAGAUGAACCGGGCGACGGCAACCCUCAUAGCCAGACGCGGGCACUCCCAUCUGAAGACGCCGGAUCUGGUUACUCAGGCCAAUCCCAACCAUACCCGCAGUACCAAGAACAGCCAAGUGCCUAUCAGCAGCAGCAGCAACAGCAUUAUCAGAUGUCGUAUGAUGAUCCUGGAUACACGAUGCCUCCACCAUCUGGGUAUGAAAACUAUCGUCAGAACAUAAACACUAGCGAAUACCAACCUCCCACGCAAGGAGCUCAUACGUAUGACUAUUACCAGGCUCCGCCAGGCGGGUACGGCGACUCACGACGGUAUUAG
Molecule: messenger RNA, 2331 nt
Organism: Histoplasma capsulatum G186AR
Lineage: Eukaryota; Fungi; Ascomycota; Eurotiomycetes; Onygenales; Ajellomycetaceae
Product: HET-C domain-containing protein HetC
Exons: 5
Coding region: 1-2331 (776 amino acids)
Source: RefSeq, a predicted model, not a curated record